Paramecium sonneborni is the source of this 7393-nucleotide messenger RNA. NCBI's taxonomy places the organism in Eukaryota, Ciliophora, Oligohymenophorea, Peniculida, Parameciidae. The record is from the annotation of a GenBank genome assembly.
AUGAAAACUCAAGGAUUACAUAAAUUGAAUAAUCUUCUAGAAACAGUCAACAUGAGAAAUCAAGAGUUACUGUCCUAGUUACAAUCUGACUUUAAAUCAAGAGAAACAUCACCACCCAAGCCCAAAAUUUUAUCAGCUUCACAAAUGGAAAUGCAAUAAUUGGCAGAAAAAAAUAAACAAUUAGUUGAAGAUGUACAUAUUUUGCUCAUUUAUUUAAGCUUAAUUUUUUGAAUUUAAGUUUUAAAGAAUUGAAAUUAGGCACAGAUGAAUUGAACUCUAAAAAUUAAGCACUUAAAAAACAUGUUAAAGAACUUUUAUAGACCCUUAAACAUAAGGAGGAUGAACUUAGAAAAGCAAGAGAGAAAUAAAAAAAUGGAGAAUAAAUAGAAGAAAAUAAAAAUCAAGAAAAAUCUGUCAUCGAUUAUGCUAUUUACAUGGAAAAAUAAUUCUAGACUUUAGAAGAUAAAGUCAAAAAGUAUAAAAAACUUUUAGAAAAGAAUGGAUAUGAUGACUAAUUAGCUAAAAAAGUAAAGAUCUUAAUAAUCUAAGGUUGAAGAAUAAAAGAAGAUUAUUUAAUAAUUAAAUUCAGAAAAAGAGUCUAUUAAAAAAGAAAAAGAAGAUAUCUAAAAUCAGAUAAAAAAUUAAAGGCCAGAUGCGGAAGCUCAACUAAAAUUACUCACUGAAAAAAUUUAAAAUAAUGAUAAACUACAUAUUUAGGAAAUUUAACUUAAAAAUAACAUGAUUGAAAAGCUAAAUAAUCAAUUGAUAAAGCUGAUGGACAAUCAAAAAUAAUUGAACGAAUAAAAAUCACAUAAUUAGAUUUUAUAAUAAAAAAUCAGUGAACAAGAAAGAAAAUACAAAGAUCUAGAUGAAUAAGCUAAACAUGUUAAUGGAACAGCUCUCGAAUAAUCAAAGCAAAUUUAAUAAUUAAAUAAAGAGAUUUUAAGCUACAAAUAGUAAUUAGCUUAACAAGAAGAAUAUUGUAAUAGAAUUAUUCUAUAGAAAUAAAAAGAAAUCACUCAAGUGCAAUAAUAAUUAGAGUAAAAACAUUUUGAAGAAAGUUAAAAAAAAUAAAAAUAGUAUGAAUAGUAAUAUCGCUAAGUUAUAGAAUAAUUUAAUUCAUUACAAAAUAAAAUUGCAGAAUUAGAGGAUUAAAAUAAUUUUAUGAAACAAAAGUCAUCUAAAACUUUAAAAAAUUUAGUGCAAGAAUUGAAAAAAAUGAAAAUAGAAUUACAAAAUCUUAAAAUGAUUGGACAUUAUGACAUCUAGUAAUUUAAUGAACUAGAAUAAAUAAUAAUGAAUUCGAUAUAAUAAAAAAUUUAAUAAUCAUAAAAUAUUUAAGAAUAUGAAUAAGAAGUAGUAUAGGAGAUGAGUCAAGAAUAAUCUUUGAUAGAAAGAACUUAGAUUUAAUAAUAAUUUAUUGCUUAGUAAUUGUAAUUGAACAAACAUCGUUAAUUUUUUAUGUCAGUAAUGAAGGAAGAAAAUAAUUUUCCAAUAAUGAAAUAACAAAUUUUAAACUCUAUGGGAUAGUUCAAAUAGUAUUUAUUAAACAUUAUUUAAUAAUUUUUCCUAAAAUCUAUAGAUAUCUUAAACAAUUAGAAAGAAGAUUAUGCAUCUUAAAUAAAUAGUUUGAUUUAAGAAUUAAAUAAUGUAAAUCAUUAAUUAUUUGAGAUGUAACAAAAAAAUACUAAUUUACAAGAAGAAUUAUAAGAAAAGCAGGAUGAACAUUAAUUUGAAAUGUAAAAUCUAUAAGAAUAAAUUGAUAAAUUAAACUAAACAAUAGAGGAAACAAACUAAAACUUAGAAAAAAACAAUUAAAAUUAAGCAACAAUUGACCGUUAACAAUAAUAAAUUUCCUAAUUAGAGAUUCAGUUAUCCCAAUCUCAGUAAUAUAAUAAAUCUUAAUAAUAAACUUUAAAUAUAGCAAUUGAACAAAAUAAUAUAAAAGAAACUGAAUUAAAUGAAAUAAAAUAAAAGUUAAACUAAAUUAAUACAAUUUUAAAACAGAAAGAAGAUGAUUUGAAAAUGUAAAAAUAAUUAGUCUCAACAAAGUCUACUAAAUAUGAUUAAGAAAAGGUACUAAACCAAAAACUUUAAUAAGAGACAGAAGCCCUCAAAACUCAAAAUAAAUAAAUAUAAUUAGACUUAAAUAGAUAAAAGGACUUAAAUAAGUAGUAAUAAACAGAAUUAGCCAAACUUAAAACAGAUAAUUAACAAUUGAAAUAAUAAUGUGAAACAUUAUAAUCAAUAUAAUAAGAAUUGACAAAAAUUAAAUCAGACUUCAGUAUGACAUUGUAGGAGAAAAAUACUUUACAAGAAUAACUUGAUGAAAUCAAGAAGAAUUUAAAAUCAAUAAAUACAAUAAAUGAGAAAUUACAAGAGGAAUAAUUAAAUAAUGAUAAGCUUAAAAAAUAAAUAUUUGAAUUAUAAUUAAAUUUAGAAAGUUAGAAGGAAGAGAUGGAGAAUAUUGGUAAUGAUAAUAAAAGACUUAAAAGUUAAUUGAAAGAUCUAAAUAAUGAUUAUGAAAUUACUCUCUAAGAAAAUUAAAUGUUAUAAGAACAAAUGAUUUCAAAAGAUUAAAAUUUACUUUAAUUAAAAACAGAGUAGCAAGAAUAAAUUAAUUUGUUCUGCAGUCAAAAUAUAGAAUAAUAAUUAGAGUUAAAAAAUAAAGAUUAAGCUAAUUUGUAUGAUCUAAGACUUCAACUAGAAUAAGGAUAAGAAAUUAUUGAAUAAAAUAAAGUUUAAAUUUAAAAGCUUUAAGAUGAAUCAUUAAUAAUUCAAAAAGAGAAUAAAAAAUUGUAAGAACAGAUAGAGGAAUUAUAAAUUAAUAACCAAAUUAUGAAUGAAACCUUAUAAAGUUAAAAAAAUUUCUCCUAAAAUUAAGAGGUUUUGAUUGAAAAUUUAAAAAGUCAGCUUGAAUAAGAGUCAUCAAGUAAUUCAAGAUAAACAAUAUAAUUGAAAAAAAUGAAUACUUAGAUUGGAGAACUUGAAUAAUAAAUAGACAGAAAAGAACAAGAAUUGAAUGAAUACAUCUAAUCAUCUGAGGAUCUAAAGAUUAUAAAGGAAUAGUUGGAAUAAUAAUUAUUUAAAUAAUCACAAGAAUUGAAAUGUGUUAAAAUUUAAAAUUAAACUCAAGCUGAAAGUCUUACACAAUUAAAUGAUAUUGUUAAUAGUUUAAGAGAAAGAGAAAAAUAACAUGCUUUAAGCUGUGAGGAAAUCUAAAAUUAAAAAUAACAAAUGUAAAAAUAAUUAGAGGGAAAAGAUUUAUAAUUUAAAAAUUUACAACAUGAAAAUAAAGAAUUAAAUGAAGCAUUAGUAGCUGUAUAAAGUGAAAAUUAGACAUUAUCUGAUUAAAUUUAAUCAUUAUAAAAUGAAUUAGUUUAAAAAGUUUAUGAAACUACUUUAGAAAAUGAGAAGUAAUUACAAUUAAAUAUUUAAUAAUAAAGCCAAAAAUUAUAGUAGUAAGAAGUUUAAAUAUCAAAAUUUAAAUAAUAGAUAGAAAAUUUAAAAAAAAAUUUGUCAGAUGGGGAAAAAUAAAAGUAAUUGGAUUAAAAUUAAAUCAUAGAAUUAAAUUUAAAUGUUUAGGAAUUAUAAAGACAUUUACAAAUUUAAAUAGCUUAGAUAGAAGAGAUUAAUGAACAAAGUAAGCAAAAGGAUUAAAAAAUAUUAUAAUUGUAAAUUUCAAUUCAAGAACAAAAAUCUUAAAUAGAAAAUUAAAAUUUGAAAUUUUAAAAUGAACUAAAAAAGUAGAAAGAAGAAUAUUUAAUUUUGAAAGAAGGCAAUUAAAAACUACUAAUUUAGGAAUAAUAAUAUUAGAUGCUAAUAACACAACUUCAAUAAGAUUGUGAAUGUAAAAUUUCUGAAAUGAAUGGAUUAAAAAAUUAGAUUAUUUAAUUACAAUAAAAUUAUCAAAAUGUAUCAUCAAGUAAAUCGGCAUUAUAAGAAUAGUUUAACAAGUAAAUGGAAUAAAUUGAAUAAAAUUAAUUAGAAUUUAAAAAUAGUUUGAUUUAGGUUUAAUCACUUAUUGAAGAAAUAGAUUUGUUAAAACGUCAAAUUCUUUUAAAUUAAUAAGAUAAUUUAGAAUUAUAAAAUUAAUUAAAAGAAGCAAAUCAAUCAGAUUAAAACAAAAGAUUAAUGAUUAGCUAAUUAGAAUCUAAAUAUAAUUAAAAGACUUAGGAAUUAAUUAAUGAAAAUUAAGAGACAUAAAAUUUAGUUGAUAUUUUAUAAAAGUAAAUAGUAUAGAUUUAGGAUGAAAAAGAAAAAGUUGAAGAAUAAUUAAGUGAAAAGAAUUAAUAACUUGAUAAUUAUUGUAAUGAUAUUGAAGAGUAAAAGAAUCAUUUCUAAUAAAAAUUAUAAAAUUUAGAGCAAAAUUUAAAAUCUUAUGAAUUAUAGAAAUAAUAAGAUUAAGAUUAAAUAAUAAAAUAUUAAGAUGCCCUUGAAAUGCUAAAACAAUAAAAUUUAUAAUAAUAAAGCGAUUUAAUAUAAUCGAACUCUCAACUCUAAAAUAUAAUUGAUGAAGAGAAAAAAAAAGAUAUGGAAAAAGCAGAAAAGGAAAUAAAAAUAAUUGCUUAAGAAAAAGAAAUAUAAGAAUAGAAAGAAAAAAUCAUUUAAUUGAAUAAUAAAAUGAUUUAAUAUGAAGAAUUACAAAACUAAUACUAAUAAACAAAAUAGAAAGUAGAAGAAAAUCAACAGAAAUUGAAUGAGUUUGAAAAUAAAAUUGAUUAAUUAACUAAAAAAACAUAGAUUUAGGAGUAAGAAAUUUAAGAACUUUAAAAAAAAAAUAGAGAGCUGGAAGAUCUCUUAUAAAUAGCUUAAUCAGAAAAGAAUAAAAUCACUUAUUUGAUGGAAAACUAUAAAGAAGAAAUAAUACAAAAAAAUUAAAAUGAAUAAACCUUAUAAGACGAACUAAAUUAAUUGUAAUAAUAAUUAUUUAAAUUAAAAGAAGAAAAUAUUUUGUUAGAAUCAGAUGUAAUUUCAAAAAAUACUUAACUUAAUCUUUAAGAAAAAAAAAUUUCUUCAUUAAAUGAAGAUAUAGACUUACUGAAAAAUUAAUUAAAUGAAGGAAAGGAUAUAAUAAAGGAUUUGAAAUAAAAAUUAGAAUAGUAACUAUAAAGAUAAUAGAAAUUUGAAGUUUUUGUAAAAGGGGAGGAGUUUAAAUACUUACAAAAAAUAGAAAAUUUAGAAACUGAAUUAUCUUCAUUGUAGGUAAAUUCAAAGUUAAAAAUAGAAAAUGUUAAAAAUAAAUUGAGUUUAAUAAAAUUAGAGUUUGGUAAAUACAAAAGAUAAUAGUAACUCUCGAAUAAAUUCAUAUAAACAUAAUUAUUAAAUUUUAAUGAAACUUAUAAAGCAAUAUUAGUUAAGAAAAUAAAAAAACUCUAUGCGAUCAAAAUUUAAUUAGAUGAGCUUAAAUCGGAGCAUUAAAAAUUAGAUGACACAAUAAGAGGAUAAGUAAAAAUGGGUCCAUAAAUUUAAAAAUUUUUGAAUUAAUAAUAAUAAUCUCUAGAUGCCUUAGUUAAAGGCUUUAAGGAUAAAAUUUAAGAAUUAACUUCCUAAUAAGAAAAUAUGUUUUUUACUGAUGAAAAUAGAAAACAAGAGAUUUAAUCUUUAUCUUCUGAUAGAAGUGACUUAAAAAAUUAAUUAUAUGAUGUUAAUUAAAAAUUAUAAUCAUAGUAAUAAAUUAAUUUAGAAAUAAAAGAAGAAAUACAAAGAUUGGAAAGUUAAAACUUAUUAUACUAAGGUUAAAUACAAGAGAAAAAUAGUGUAAUAGAUUAAUUUAAUGAAAAAUUUAAGAUAAUUCCAAUUCUUAAGAACGAAAUUUAAUAGUUAGAGCAAUAGAAACAGAAAUAGUAAACUAUGAUUAAUGAAAUAUAGGCAAGCUUUUAAGUCACAAUAGAUCAUUAACAAGAGCAAAUUCAAUCUCUUAAAGAAUAAAAUAGAAAUUUAUUAUCUGGUUAGGAAAUUAAGACUUAAGAUUUAUAUUUAAAAUUACAAAAGCAAGAAUAAUAAUUGAUAAAAGAAAAAUAAUUUAGUUAAUAAAUACUAGAUAAGCUUUCUUCGAAAGAUGAGGAGAUAUAAUAACUUUAAUUAGCAUAAAAAAGAAACAUAUAAGAAAUAGAUGAUCUAAAUAAUGAUAUUGAAGAUCUUAAUGAUAAGAAUGAAAAUCUUAAAGAUUAGGCUUAAAGAUUUUAAGUUUAUUGUUCUGAAAAAGAAGAAUCAAUCAGAAAUUUGAAAGAGAAUGUUUAUAAUUAAAAUUUAUUAUUGGAAGAAAAAGGAAAAAAAAUAAACUAGAUCCAAAAUGAUAAUGAAAUUUUAAAGAAAAAGUUAAAGGAUUAUGAAGAAACCAUGAUGAAAAAAGAUAUAAAAUUUUAAAAAUAAAAUAAUAAAAUGGAAUCGAUGCAGAAUAUUAUUAAGGAAUUCCCAAUAAUUAGUAAAGAGAUUGUGGAUACAAUUAAAAAUACUAAAGAUUUUUGUUUAGAAUAAUUAAAGAAAUUUGUGAAAAAAAUUUCGAAUUUGUAAGAGAAAAUUGAAGAAUAAGAAUCAGCUUAUGAAUAAGAAAUAUAAAGGUUAAAAAAGUAAAUACAAUUACAAUAAUAAUAAUAUGACGAAAUGUUUUCAUAAACUUUAACAAUUAACAAUGAAAAUCCUGAUCUGAUGGUUCAUUUCAAAGAUAAAUUGAAUAAAGCUGUAUAGGAAAGGGAUUAAUUUUAGUAGGAAUUAAAAUUGAAGAUAGAGCAAUUUGAUAAAGUUUCUGUUGAAAACGAUUAUCUAUAAUUAUAGAUUAAGAAUUUAAAGUAAUAAUAAGAAUUCAAUGAGAGUGGUUUUCCAAGUUUGGAAUUAAGCUCAAUAGAUAACUAAGAAAUAAGAAAAUUUGACCAUAGCUCUAUUAAUAAUGCUACAAUUAUAGAUCCUACUGUUUAAAGUGGACAUACAAAAAGUAGUUUAUAAAUUAAAGAUUUUUAAAAUUAACUAGCAUAAUAAUUAUAAUAAUAAAAUGAAAAUAACAAUACUAAAUUUUAUGAUUUAUAAUAAGAAAUAGAGUUCCAUAAAACAGAAAUAGAAAAGUACAAAAAUAAUCUAAUGGAUUAUUAGGAUGAAGAAAAAAAAAUGGUUAAAAUGAUAUCUGAUUUGAAAAGAGAAAAUUAUAGACUUUAAUAAACAAUUGAUUAAACAGAUACAAAAUCUUUAAAAUUACAAAUAAAAUAAUUACUUUAAUCUUUUCUAAUAUCACUACAAAAUUAGUAAAUAUUAUUUAUCAUUUUUAAGGGCUUAAGAAACUGAAGGUUACUUUAAAAUUCUAGCUAAUAUGCUAGAACUUACAGAUUAGGAAAGAAUAAAAUUUUAAACAGUAGUCAGUUAAAUGAAUCAAAAGAAAAAAGGAGGAAUUUUUAGAUGA